UCGCUUUCGCUAUUCACAAGCGACUUACACCAUGUAAAUGCGCCUGUCGCAUCUAAAAGGAAGACUUCAGCAACGCACUCUGCGUUUUACAGCGUGUAGUUGCCGUUGUCAAUUUUCUUCUUUUCUUCUUCUUGUCGUACCGUUGCGCCAUGGCCGACCUGCAAAUGACGCCGGGGCAGUCGCCGCCUCUUGCUGUAAUAACUGACACGGACCAACGAGGAGUUCUGUACAUCAUAACCGCUCUCGGUCUCGCAACGGUCGCAACCUCCCUGCUCAUCAGGUCGUAUGUCCGAGUCGAGUUCAGUCACUCGUAUGGCAUGGAUGACAUAUCUAUCGGUGUAUCGUCUCUACUCUUUGUCAUCCAGUCUGCUCUCGUAAUAGUCGCUACUAGGGAAGGCAUUGGAAGAACCUUGUCAGACGUUACCGACUUGGAUGCACUACAGAAGACCUAUUAUGCUUCCAAUCUUUUCUACAUUCUCAGCCUGUGGACGUCGAAAAUCUCGAAUCUUCUCCUUAUCUUUCGAUUGAGCGCACAGAGGGCGCACAAACUCACUACUCAAGCAAUCAUAGCCUUCACCUCAUUGCUCGGCGUCGUAAGCUUCCUGCUUGUUGCCCUUGUGUGCGACCUGAGUCACCCUUGGGUCUUCGUAGGACAGAAAUGCUCUGGCGUUGGGGCCCGUUGGGAGGCAGUAGCGGCUUUCGAUAUAAUCACCGAGCUUGCGGCAUUCGCAGUGAUCUUCUAUAUCCUAUGGGACGUUCAAAUUGCUCGCAACAAGAAAACGGCCAUAAUUACUGGCUUUGCGUUCCGUCUGCUAAUGAUAGCACCUUUGGCAGUCCGUCUGGGCUACAUCGUCUCCAACCUCGACGCUCAAGACCCCACACUUCGACAGGAUAAGGUGGUCGUCAACACCCAGACCGAGCUUGUUGUGGCCCUCGUCGCUGCAACUGUUCCCUGCUUGAGACCGUUCAUGGGCGCUGUUGAUACUAGCUUUGGAGCUGCUGCUGCUGGAACCUCGUUGGCAGGGUCCGGGUAUGCCAAGCGCAGUACAAGAUCGGGAAAUGCUCGUCAAUAUAGCAAUGAGAGCAAACAAGUCUUGAGCUCCAAUGGUUUUCGCAUUGGAAGAAAGAAGAAAGGCGUCGACGAAUUAGCCAGUCACGAUGACAUCGCAUUGGAACCCAUCAGCCGAUCUUGGACUGGCAAAGCAGGCUUGGAAGAUCAAACCGAAGAGCGACAUACCUCGACCACGACCAAACAAAGUGCAGAUGACCACCAGAGCGUGGGAAGCCAGGACAGUCAACAGAUGAUCAUCCGCCGUGACGUUGAGUGGAAUGUUCGAUACGAGUCCCGCCAGGACGAGGCCGAAAAUGUCAUGGAGAGGAUGGAAAGGUACAACACCCAGCCACGCCGAUAACGGGCAGUGCGGUGCGUUUUACAUGCUCGACAUAUGCCAUGAUUGACGACAAACUCUGUUUGGAGUCUAGGAAGGAAAUUAAAUGGGUAAACACUGCGAAGCCGGGAUCUGGAUUUUGUUUUUCAGAGGAACAAAUAUGUAAAAGUAAAGAGGCUAGAACUUGUCAAGAUUGAGGAAAAGUUGUAUAUACGGAUACAAAAAGCCUUGUAUGGAGUAGAUGUUAGGAACUAGGGAAAGGGAAGGCAUCUUUGAGCUGGAAUAUGUGCUGUACUGUACAAAGUAAGGUAGAGACCUGGGUCUCCA
Molecule: messenger RNA, 1715 nt
Organism: Exophiala oligosperma
Lineage: Eukaryota; Fungi; Ascomycota; Eurotiomycetes; Chaetothyriales; Herpotrichiellaceae
Exons: 4
Coding region: 150-1412 (420 amino acids)
Source: RefSeq, a predicted model, not a curated record